ACCCCCGGCAGUGCGGGGUCCCCGAGCUUUUGGAGAGUGGCGUCGACCCCAUAGGCGGAGACCCCUCGCCCCCACCCUGGAGUCUUUCCAACCUGGACAUCACCAGGCUUCCCGCGGGUCUGCCGACGGAAUGCCCCACUCCUCGCCCGUUGGGGAAGCAGUCCAGGGGGAGAGCGUGUGCUGAACACGUGGCUGGACGCCACCGAGAAACCUCCACGCCUGGAAUGUCAGCUCUACCCUUCACUGAAGCAAUGACAGUGGCUUCUGCUCACCUGCAUCAUCGGGAAAUGGCUGGAAGGAGUUGGGGCUACCUGGAAAGCACAGAAGAAUAAGGCAGGAUGGAUGUGUAUGACCCUCAGACGCUGGGUGUUGUGGUCUUCGGAGGUUUUAUGGUGAUAUCAGCCAUUGGGAUCUUCCUGGUGUCCACCUUCUCCAUGAAGGAGACAUCUUAUGAGGAAGCCUUGGCCAAGCAACGCAAAGAGCUUGAGAAGACCCAGCAGCAGAAAAUGGAGAAGAAGAAAAAAGAGAAAUCUGUUGAGAAGAAAGGAAAAGCAAAGAAAAAGGAAGAGAAACCUAAUGGAAAGAUCCCAGAGCAGCAGAUGACUCAGGAAGUGACAGACCCUCCCAAAGAUGUGGUUCUUGAAGCUGCUGUGGUGCCUGAGCCUUUAACAGUGGAGUUUCCAAUUGCAACAGUGUCAGUUGUCCCCCAGGAAAAGGAGAAACCUGUUCUGUCACCUAAGGAGAAGAGGAAGAAGGAGAAGAAGGUGGCAAAGGUAGAGCCUGCUUCUAGCCUGAUGUUGGCUUCAUCUCCUGUCAGUGUCCCCAGAAGUUCUCCUGUCCUGGAGGUGAUGCCUAAGGAGGUGCCUGUUGUGGCUGUGCCACCAGUUGGCACACAGCAAAGUGCUCCUGUCAACCCUGUCACCAUCAAGAAAACCGAUGCUCUUCCGACCCAUGAGGAGCAGAAGCAUGAUGGACCUGUCAAGAAGAAGGCUGCAUCCAAGAAGAAGAGUGAGCCAGCAGUCCCAACCCCUCCUCUCUCCUCCCUAGCACCUACGGAUUCAGAUGGGCCCCUCUACCUGCCCUACAAGACACUCAUGUCCACUGUCAGCAGCAUGGUGUUCAGUGAGGGUGAGGCCCAGCAGCUCAUCGAGAUCUUGACGGAGAAAAUGGGCAUCAUGGACACCUGGCACACGGCCACUCAGAAGGGUGACCCGGUUGCUGUCCUGAAACGCCAGCUGGAAGAGAAGGAGAAGCAACUCUCAGCCGAGCAGGAGGAUGCAGCUGCUGCCAGAAACAAGCUGCGGGAGCUGAGCAAGGACCUGGCAGCCGAGCGGGCCAAGGCGGCGGCUGCAGAGGGCAAGCUGAAGGAGCAGCUGCUGACCCGUGAGCGGGAGAUCGCGGCAGUGCAGGCACGCAUGCAGGCCAGCUACCAGGACCAUGUCAACGAAACGCAGCAGCUCCAGGUCAAGAUCCGGACCCUGCAGGAACAGCUGGAGAAUGGCCCCAACACACAGCUGGCUCGCCUGCAGCAGGAGAAUUCCAUCCUGAGGGACGCCCUCAACCAGGCCACCAGCCAAAUGGAAAGCAAGCAAAAUGCUGAGCUGGCCAAGUUACGGCAGGAAUGCAACAAGCUGAUGAGAGAGCUGUCUGAGAAAUCAGAGGUGCUGCAGCAAGAGGAGCAGCAGAGGAAGAGCUGGGAGAUCAAAGCGGCGGCUUUGGAGAAGCAGAACAAGCAGCUGCAGGCUUCCCAACAGGAGGUGGAGGUAAUGCUGCAGAAGAGGCUGGAUGAAGUCAGUGAUGAACUCCGCAAAACCCAGACCAGCUACAAAAGCUUGUUAGCAGACGCAGAAAAGGCCAAAGGACAGCAGCAGAGCAUUGCUGAGCUGCAGGCCAAGCUGCUGAGCUCCGAAGCAGAGGUUAAAAGUAAGUUGCUGGAGUUGGACAAUGUGAAAGGGAAACUGCAGGAUGCCAGUUUGGACAAUACGAAGCUUCUGGAGAGGAUCAAAUCCAUUGAAGCUCUGCUGGAGGCAGGCCAGAUGAGUGGGGCAGAAAAAGACAGAGACUUGCAGGCAGCCAAUGAAGCAGAAAUGAAGCAGCUGCGGUCAAGACUCCAGGAGAACACAAACCAGCUUUCAUCUUUGGAAAGGGAAGCCACAGAGCUGCGAGAGGCAGUGGAGCAACAAAAGAUGAAAAACAAUGACCUUCGCGAAAAGAACUGGAAAGCAAUGGAAGCAUUGACCAUGGUGGAGAAGGUGUGCGAGGAAAAACUACUUGCUGCUACAAAAGCAAAGGAAGAGCUGGCUCAACAGCUGAAUGCAUUCCAGACACGAACUAAGCAGACUCUGCUCUCUGCCCUUCCUGGAGUUACUCUGUCCUCACAGCAGGAUUAUGAUACAUGGCUACAAGAGUUUACGGAGAAGACUAUGCGUGUGCUAAAGCAGCAAGUGACUACAACAGAGCCCCUGGAUUCAGCUCUUAAAUUGAAAGAGGCAGUGGAAACACAAAGCACUUUACAAGCAGAAUGUGAGCAGUAUAGAACUAUCCUCGCAGAGACAGAAAGGAUGCUGCGAAACCUGCAAAAGAGUGUGGAGGAGGAGGAGAAGGUCUGGAAAGCAAAGCUCACAGCCUCUGAAGAGGAGCUCCAAAAGUCACACUUCCAGCUGAAAUCCCUUGAAGCCAUGGUGGAGAAGUUGAAAGCAGAUCUGCAGAACACAGAUCAGCUAAAGGAAUACACCUCUCUUCUGGAAAUGCAACUGGAAAAUCACUUGCAAACAGCCAGCUCUGAACGUCAAAACUACACAAAAGAAGUUGAAGUUUUGAGGCAGCUCUUAUCAGAGUCCCAGGAGCAGCUGGAGGCAGCAAAGACUGAAACGCAGAAGCAGAGCAAGGAGCUGGCACUGCUGAAAACCCAGCUGGAGCAAAACAAAAUGCUGGUGGAGAAGGAGCAAGUGCUGCGGCAAAAGCUGGCACGGGAGCUAGAGGAGGCCCAGAGCUCGGCACGCACAUUGCAAGCAGAGCUGGAAAAACUGAGACUGACUGAAAACGCAGCAGCUUCGGACAUGGAGGAGGCCCAGCAUCUCAAGGAAAGACUUGACAAAGAAAAAAAAUUAACAAAGGACCUGGGUCAGGCAGCAGCUAAACUACAGGAGCUACUGAAGGUUGCCCAGGACCAACUGGCCAAAGAGAGAGAAACUGUGAAGAGAUUGAAAGAACAGCUUCAGGAAACGGGGAAAGAGGACAGUUCAAAGGAAGGGACUUCAGUUUGACGAGUCUGCAACCUAGACCUUACCAUUCAACUUACCAAAAUGCCUUACACAUUCCUAAAAAUAAAAAUAUGUGCUAAAUUCACUGUAGAUAAGAGAUUUUACAAGCCAUUAGUGACCCAAAACCUAGUUUUGAAACUUAAAAUAUAUAAAAAAACCCCCAAAAAACAGUAAACACUGCAGUUUGUAAGAAAAUCUUCAUACUGUUUGUACAACUCUUUGUUUCCCAGGGAGCCUCUCUGGCAAUGCCAGGGCAAGCGCUGGGGCUUCACCUUCCUUGUUGCAGCAGAAUCCACAAAUAUGUGCAAAAGGGAAGACUGUGUUUGUACAUCAACUGGUGCAAUUCUAUAUUUUUUCCUUUUUUUUUUUUUUUUUUCCUGAGUGAAAGGAGUGUGGAAGUAAGACCCACCACGGAAGGAUGCCGCUCUUUGAUGGGUGGCUUUUGGCACGUAUCCUUUUUUUGUAUUUCUGGGUGUUGAUGCAAUUAAAAUGACGUAG
Molecule: messenger RNA, 3761 nt
Organism: Chiroxiphia lanceolata (lance-tailed manakin)
Lineage: Eukaryota; Metazoa; Chordata; Aves; Passeriformes; Pipridae
Gene: RRBP1
Product: ribosome binding protein 1
Exons: 23
Coding region: 339-3266 (975 amino acids)
Biological process (GO): protein transport
Cellular component (GO): endoplasmic reticulum membrane
Source: RefSeq, a predicted model, not a curated record